AUGUUCGGCGUGGGCACCUACUACGACGCGGCUUCAGGCCCAAGCGCACCGUCACCCCGCCUUUCGGCUGACGCUGCGGAGUGGCACCCGCCGUCGUUUCUGGCGAAAACGGUCGAGAACGAGAGCGAGAAGGACCAACAACCGGCGGAAGUCGGCGAAUUGAAGGGCGAGUCACCAUCCGCGGCAGCGACGGCGGCAGAGGGUGUAGAGCAAGAGCAUUGCCCCGGGUCGAACACGCCUCCUGGAGACGACGAGGGGCGGGAGGAUGGAUCGACGCCUGCACCGCUUCCUAGUUCUGCGCCUGCAAUCACAUCCGAUGAGCAAACAGCAGCCGUUUCUCCGCCGGCUGAUGGUAGUUCAUCGGUUCCUGGAGACGAACAAGAGCGGGAAGAUGGAUCAACGCCUGCACCACCUGACUCCGCCCAGGGUGACCCCGCAACCGUCUCCGAUGAGUCAACACCAGUUGAAGUGUUGGCGACCGAGGAUGUCAAGAGCGAUAGCGUGGAAGUUGUAGGAGAUGACGAAGCGCAGCCAGACGGGGUGGAGAGCGAUGAGGCUACGCCAGCACCUGCUUUGGAUGAUGCACCCUCCGCGCCGAGCACCUCAGAAGACGAGGGUCCUCGCAAUGUCGUGCCGGAUGCAGCACUUGUGCUAGAGGAUUGCGCCGGCGUAGCGCCCGACGAGGUGAUGGCCACGGCCAACUGCACCGCGGCCGACAUCAGCACGGCCUGCUGCGAGAAACCCGAAGAGCCGGCUGUGGCGGGGUUAACGGAGACAGCUACUGCUGUCGCCGCCACCGCCGAUCGCCAAGGUACGCCCUCCGAUGGGUGCACGGUAGCAGAGGCAACGGCCGCGGACGCUGACGCCGUCAAUGGUUCGAAGCCUGAGGUGGCGUUGUCGGGAGCAACUGGACAGGAAGACAAGGCGCCUGGAGGUGAGGAGGGUGGAGACGGCACCCGGGGGGGUAAGCAGCUAACGGACGCGGCGUCCUCCGAUUCCGCGGAGACCAGUAGGUCAGACCCCGACCUCUCGUACGGUGGUGGCAAGGGCAAUGGCCUUGUCGGCAAGUUCUUGUUGGGAGAUGACGGCGGGUGCGGGGGGGGGCUCUUGGACGACCCGAGGUGGAGGUGGGGCAGCGUCGUGGCGGUGGCCGCGGUGGUGCUGCUGAUUGGCCUGCGUCGUCGAUGAAAAGGCAGGCAGGGGGCAGCCCAGCGUCAAAGUGGUGGAGGUGUCUUGUCGUUGUACGGCGGAGACUGAGGUGCCCCGGGCGGCGUGCUCGGCAGUUUUUUGUGGGCAGGCUUGACCUUCUUCGAGGUCUAGUUGCGCUCUGGUAUUUAGUGACUCUUUAGGUCUGACCGGAUGUUGAACCGUAGCUCCGCACACGGGGCGUGUCACAUACCCAUGGCCGACCCAACCCACGGCAACCGAGGGCCUGGUGGCCGAAAACUGGGCUCGGCGACAAGGCAGCUGCGCCCAGCCGCGUUCUCGGAAAGCGAACAGAGAGAGCGAGAGCGCUGGAGAGUAAAAGAGCGCUCGACCAAUUACAGGGCGUGGAAGCCUUAGAUAGGAAGAGUCAGGAACAGAUCGUAAAAACUACUGUUUUUUUCCCUGAGGAGUUUGCUUCCGCAAUAGUAUUAUAUAUCGUCCUUGUAAUUUGUGCACAUCCGUCGUGAUUGUAGUUUGGGGUGGGCUUCCUCUCGGGCGGAUGAGGAGCUAUUUGUAGCUGUGGCUGUUCCAACGUGCCGUGUUCGUAGUUGUUUACGACUAUUAUAGACGUAUCUGCCGCGUAUUUGCGAUACCCGCAACAGCGCCGAUUUGGCCCGUGUUUUUCGUUGAUAGACACGAGGCGCGGCAGUGGAAUUCUUGAGUGGGCGUCCGGGAUAAAUCAAACGCGUUGCCUCACGGGUCUUUUGCGCGUUGCUCCCUAAAUUAUCGUGACGGGAUACUGAGGAUGAGUAUGUACCGGGUGUGUGUUGAGAGGCGGUUUUACCACUACAGUACGUGCAGUUCCAACUUUCGUGGCGACUAAGUUCUUGGCUCGUCCAAGGUGCGCGCCCAGGUUGUUUGAUUACGCCAUGUACACCUAUCCUCGUUCAGAUGUAGCCCAGCCGUGUGAAGUAUUUCUUCGUAUGUCGGUGUUAGGUUCGUAGAAUACACGGGCUUCGUUUGGGGCGAGUUGAUUUGUCCUUUUUGGUCCUCACUGUGUUUGUUGGUUUCGUUAGGCCGAUGAACCUCCCGAUGAUAGAGUUCCGUCAUUUUAUUCGACACGUCAGAUUUCCUCCUGUGAAUUGGUAGUUUUAGUGGUGUGGCUUGUUCGAGGGUAGCCUGCUUCAAGUUGCCUUCUCCCACUAGGAGCACGAUACCGAAACAGAAGCGGCAGAAAACUGCCGCGACCGCGAUGUGUGCCCUGUUCGUGUGUCUGCUGCCGUACA
Messenger RNA from Ectocarpus siliculosus, 2432 nucleotides. The record is from the annotation of a GenBank genome assembly. Lineage: Eukaryota; Phaeophyceae; Ectocarpales; Ectocarpaceae.